This is a messenger RNA of Pelodiscus sinensis (Chinese soft-shelled turtle), 1189 nucleotides long. The record is from RefSeq and is a predicted model, not a curated record. NCBI's taxonomy places the organism in Eukaryota, Metazoa, Chordata, Testudines, Trionychidae.
GCAGCUCCUGGCUGUCAGUUGCUUCCUCUAAUCAUGAGGUUACAGUCAGAAUAAAAACUGCAGCUCGUCCCCAGUCACUAACAGCAGUCGGGAGGGGCGCGUUCCUCUGCUAGACCCUUUGAUCGGUGUUUGAAUGGUAAAUGGCAGAACCAGAGUGAGAACGUGAGGCCUUGUCAGCAAAAGUCAGCUUUCGUCAGCAGACCUGUGGAGGGUCCCUGCUUAGCCCCUCUCCCCCGUCGCCAUGGAUGAACUGCAGGACGUGCAGCUGACGGAGAUCAAGCCCCUGCUGCAUGAUAAGAACGCUGCUCAGAACUUCCAGGACUUCGACUGCCAGGAGCAUGACAUCGAGACAGCGUCCGGGGUCAUCCAUGUCACCCUGCGGGGCACCCCGAAGGGGAACCGCCCGGUCAUCCUCACCUACCACGAUAUUGGCCUCAACCGUAAGUCCUCUUGCUCCAAGGACUGGCUCCCUCUCCCGCCUGCCUCCGUUGGGGACAAGCCUUCAGCGCAGGCGAGCUGCUGUGAGGCCUGGCUGGGGCAGGGAUCCGGAGCGGGAGUGAGUGUCUUUUCUGACUGUGUCUGUUUCAGCCUGAGGAGCAUCGUUGGGAUUGGCGUUGGCGCUGGGGCGUACAUCCUCAGCAGGUUUGCACUGAAUCACCCCGACCUGGUGGAGGGGCUCGUGCUUAUCAAUGUGGAUCCAUGCGCAAGAGGCUGGAUGGAUUGGGCCGCAGCCAAGUUUUCUGGCUGGACAACCAACAUCGUGGACAUUGUCCUGGCUCACCAUUUUGGGCAGGAGGAGCUGCAGGCUAACCUGGACCUGAUCCAGACCUACAGACUGCACAUUGCACAGGACAUUAACCCGGAGAACCUGCAGCUGUUCCUUGCCUCCUAUAACAGGUACAGGGCUGUGCCGGGGCGGGAUGUCCAUCUCCGAGCUGCCCUCGGGCCCUGUGCCUCACGGGGUGCGCGCUGCGCUGGAGCAAAUGUGACACGGGGAGAGAACGGUUCAGUCCAAGGGGCCUUGAAGUUCCUCGUCUGCAGUGACUCUCCCAGCCUCGCUCUCUGUGCGCACGGCCCUGGACUCCUGGACCUGGUGGUUUGCUGGUGCCUCCAGGGGCCCGGCCCCCAGGGAGGGGGAGUUUCGCCGAUUUCCAGGCACAGCGCAGUGCCAGCCCUGGAGAGAGCGUGA